AUGUCUGUCGUCCUCAACCCGCCCGAGUUGGGCUUCAAGCGACCCUUCAACCAUGAGGUCUGCCAGGUUUUGGAACUCUACAAUGAGAACCCAGAGGCCAUUGUUUUUAAGGUCAAAACUACCGCUCCCAAACACUACUGUGUUCGACCCAACUCCGGCCGUAUAGAACCUGGGAAACAUGUGGGCGUCCAAGUUCUGCUGCAGGCUAUGAAGGAUGAGCCCCCGCUCGAUGCCAAGUGCAAGGACAAAUUCCUAGUUCAGACAGUCGCGGUCACGGGUGACUUGGAGUUCGCAAACGUUACUUCCAUCUUCGAGAAAUCCCCCAAAUCGUCGGUUCAGGAACGCAAGAUUCGCGUGAAUUGGCUGGCCCAAGACUUGGAUGCUAGCCAGGGCGGAGAAGCCAAUGGCACUACCGCAUCCGACGAAGAACACCCGGCACAGACCUCGCCCGUCGCAAAUUACGAAACCCCCGCUGUCGGAUUGACCAAGAAGAGUGCGGAGACUUCCCCUAUCCCGCCUCCGGAUUUCAACGAGAAACCAAAGCAAGAACCUUCCCGGACGAACGAGACCAAAUCAAGUGCUACCGAAUCGCCUUCCGUCAAUGAACUCAAGGCCAAGCUCGUCGAAGCCAACUCACAGAUUGAAAGACUCAAGGAGAAGGUUUCCGACAACGGACUGAGGCAGCGCAAGAUCGGAAUCGACUCUAAAGAGCCGUCCUCAUCAAUGUUGCAACAGCAGCAGGCUCAGCCAGCACUUGCGGGUGUUCCAAUCCAAAUAGUGGCGAGUCUUUGUUUGCUAAGUUUUUUGAUCGCCUACAUCUUCUUCUAG
Aspergillus ruber CBS 135680 is the source of this 828-nucleotide messenger RNA. Its product is annotated as putative integral ER membrane protein Scs2. Gene Ontology annotation, cellular component: plasma membrane; endoplasmic reticulum membrane. The record is from RefSeq and is a predicted model, not a curated record. Bases 1 to 828 code for a protein of 275 amino acids. The transcript has 7 exons. Gene Ontology annotation, molecular function: FFAT motif binding. Gene Ontology annotation, biological process: endoplasmic reticulum membrane organization. Lineage: Eukaryota; Fungi; Ascomycota; Eurotiomycetes; Eurotiales; Aspergillaceae.